Metarhizium brunneum ARSEF 3297 is the source of this 1575-nucleotide messenger RNA. NCBI's taxonomy places the organism in Eukaryota, Fungi, Ascomycota, Sordariomycetes, Hypocreales, Clavicipitaceae. The record is from RefSeq and is a predicted model, not a curated record.
AUGUCGAAAGCAACAAGUCUCAACGGCAGUGAGAGCGAGUUCGAGUUCAUCGAGACGCCCAAGGCCACUCCUCCCUCAUUCGAGAAGGAAGAGAAUUGCGGUGUCCGCACUACCAAGUACCCUUCCAUCAAGAAUGCACCUCUUCCCGCCGAUGGCCCAGGCUCCGACUCGUUCAGCAACACUGUUCUCAUUUCCCUUCUACUCGGAGUACCAUACUAUUUGAAAUGGAAGUUUGGCGGUGGGCUCAAGACUUUCGUAUUUUUCGCUCUGCUCGUCGAUCUUCCUCUUCUGGCCGCGUGGUGGCUCGUCAUUUCUACGAUUAGCCCUCGCCGCAAUGAGAAGGCGAAGCUUCCCGGCCGUCCGGUUGAAUUCUACCUCGACUUUAAAAAGGAAGCUGAUCGUGCCAAGUACCGUGGUUUGAACAAGAUCCCAAUGGAGACUUUCCAUGAAAUGUACUUUGAUGGAGAUGUUGAUUUCAAGGGCGACUGCCUCGAGAUCAUGGAAUACCGUCAUGACUGGGCCAGCUUCCGAUUUACCAUUGGCCUGAUCAAGUUUUUCCUGCUUGGCAUGAUUCCUGAGCUGAUCAUGCACACUCGUUCUCAAGAUGAGGAGCAGGUUCGCGACCACUACGACCGUGGUGAUGACUUCUACGGCUGGUUCCUCGGCCCUCGCAUGAUCUACACUUCUGGUAUCAUUUCAGACAUUGAGAAGGAAGAGACCCUAGAAGAGCUUCAAGACAAUAAGCUCGCCAUUGUGUGCGAGAAAAUUGGCCUCCAGUCUGGUGAGAGGAUGUUGGAUAUUGGUUGUGGUUGGGGUACCCUCGCGCGAUUUGCCAGCGAAAACUAUGGUGCCCAAGUUACUGGUGUAACUCUUGGCCGCAACCAGACUGCCUGGGGCAACAGUGCCAUGCGCAAGGUUGGCAUUACAGAGGCUCAGAGCAAGAUUCUGUGCAUGGAUUAUCGGGAUAUCCCCGUACCUGAAGGAGGCUACAACAAGAUUACUUGUCUUGAGAUGGCUGAACAUGUUGGUGUUCGCCACUUUUCCAGCUUUUUGAACCAGGUUUACGACAUGCUCGACGACGAUGGUGUAUUCUUCCUUCAAAUUGCCGGUCUCCGGAAGCCCUGGCAGUAUGAGGAUCUCAUCUGGGGCCUGUUUAUGAACAAGUACGUCUUUCCUGGUGCCGAUGCGUCGACUCCUCUGGGCUGGGUUGUUGAUAAGCUUGAGGGCGCUGGCUUCGAGAUCAAGGGUGUUGAUACCAUCGGCGUUCACUACUCUGCCACUCUCUGGAGAUGGUACCGCAACUGGAUGGCCAACCGCGAGAAGGUGGAGGCCAAGUACGGCAAGCGAUGGUUCCGUAUUUGGGAGUACUUCCUUGCCUACUCUACCAUCGCUUCACGACAGGGUACUGCCACCUGCUUCCAGAUUACUCUUGUCAAGAAUAUCAACUCUACUCACCGAGUUGAGGGAAUCAACUCGCAAUUCGCCUUGUCUGGCGGCCUCAAAAACUUCAAGGGCGACCUCAAGGCCUGGGCUGCCAAGAAUAAUGUGGCCUCAUCCACCGACUUCCACUCCUAA